This is a messenger RNA of Mobula hypostoma (lesser devil ray), 4543 nucleotides long. RefSeq names its product progranulin-like. The transcript is spliced from 14 exons. Lineage: Eukaryota; Metazoa; Chordata; Chondrichthyes; Myliobatiformes; Myliobatidae. Gene Ontology annotation, cellular component: extracellular region. The record is from RefSeq and is a predicted model, not a curated record. Bases 142 to 2034 code for a protein of 630 amino acids.
GCUUCUCAUGUGACAGGUAUCUGCACCAAUCGGAGCAGAAGGCGGGACUGUGCAGCAAGGAGCGGUGCUUGUGUGGAGAUCUGAAUCUUAAGAGUCUUGCAUUCGAAACAUCAAGAGUGUUGCAGUUACUAAGCUUGGGUCAUGAUUCAAACAUUUCUGAUCCUAUCUCUGGUUGCUGGCCUGGCUUCAUCUUUAACUUGCCCAGAUGGCCACAAGUGCACAGAUGAUCAAACCUGCUGUAAGGGGAAGACUGGAAGCUAUUCCUGCUGUCCUUUACCCAAUGCGGUUUGCUGUUCAGAUAUGUUGCACUGCUGCCCUGAAAAUACCACUUGUGAUCUAGUACAUUCACUUUGCACUGGUCUGACUACUGUACCCUGGAUGGAAAAAAUCCCAGCAACCCACACUGGGACAACCCUGUGGGAAGAAACAGAAUCCACCCCCCUGGUACAAGCAGGAACAGCGAAUGCAGUGACUGAAAAUGUGUGUCCGGAUAAUACUGAAUGCCCACCUGAGUACAGUUGUAUGCCUACUUCUAAAGGAACCUAUGGUUGCUGCCCACUUACUGGAGCAACUAUUUGCAAGGAUUUGGAGCAUUGUUGUCCAAAGGGAUACAAGUGUGACCUUGGCAAAGCUAAGUGCAAAAGGACUGGAUUUGAAGAAUUGCCAUUGGUUUCUGGAGUAGGAAACUUGCGUACUGCUGAGAGUGAGCUUUGUGGCAACAUGUCCUGCUCCGAGGGAUAUACCUGUUGUACCUCUAAUGACUUUGGCUGGGGAUGUUGCCCUAUGAAAAAUGCUGUAUGCUGUGAUAAUCAAUGCUGUCCAAAAGGUUUCCAGUGUGAUAAAACAAGGAAAACCUGCAUCAAACCCAUUGAUGAGAAUGUAAAGGCGAUUAUUUGUCCUGAUGGCAAAUCUGAGUGUCCAAAUGGUUCCACAUGUUGUUUACUUAGAAGUGAGCAAUGGGGAUGCUGCCCUUUGGAAAAGGCUGUAUGUUGUGAGGACCACCAGCAUUGUUGUCCUACUGAUACCAGGUGUGAUGUGAAGCAUUCCAAGUGUUUGUCCGAAUAUGGAGUGAUGGAAAUGUGGAAAAAAUUUCCAGCCCGCAGACGAUUUGCCAUGAAGAACACUGGAGUUCAUGUAGUGAAGUGCAAUGAGACUGUGGCCUGCCCUGACAAUAAUACAUGCUGCAUUCUUGCCUCAGGAGAUUAUGGAUGUUGUCCUUUGCCAAAUGCAGUUUGCUGCAGUGAUCAUGUACACUGUUGUCCACACGGCUCGAUUUGUUCGCCUGAUACUGGAGCAUGUCACCAGAAGGACAUUUCUAUCCCUUGGAUGACCAAAUCUCCAGCUCUUGUGAAAGAGAUUGCGACUUAUGUCAAGUGUAGCUGCCAGAGUGAUCAGACGUGUUGCAAGAAUCCUUUGGGAGAGUGGGGAUGCUGCCCUCUGCCAGCGGGAGUCUGCUGUUCCGAUAACAUUCAUUGCUGCCCUAAUGGUUACGCAUGUGAUGUUCAAGCAGGGCUCUGUUACAAAGGAAGUAUUUCUGUUCCUCUGUUAACAAAAAUACCAAGUAUUUUGAAAGAUGGAGCCUUAGACAUCCAGUGUGAUGAAACUGUAAAGUGUCAAUCAGGCUCCACUUGCUGCAAGCUAGCCUCGGGAUUGUGGGCCUGCUGUCCCCUUCCACAGGCGGUAUGCUGUGAGGAUCACAAGCACUGCUGUCCAAAUGGCUACACCUGUAAUUUGACAGCCAAGACCUGUGAAAAGCAAAGUAUCUUGGCACUCCGGCAUGUCGAAGAGUCUCUGUCCUCUGAUGUACAAUGUGAUGCUAUGGUCCAGUGUCCUUCUCCAGCCACUUGCUGUAAGAGUGCCUCAGGCAAAUGGGCUUGCUGUCCUUACAAAGAAGCUACUUGCUGUGAAGAUAAGAUGCACUGCUGCCCAAAUGGCUAUAUGUGCAAUAAAGGAGCUAAAGUAUGUACUUUGCAGCCUCGGCUCCGCUGGGACCAACUUUUCUUGAAGCGCAAAAGGAUCUUCAACAUCCUGUAACCUGUUUUGUGCCCCUGAACCACUAGCUAUUUAAUGCUCUGAAACAAAAUCUUUCAGUUUGUAAACUUGAGAAUUGUUCACCAAAAAAAAGUUUUGGCUAGCAUUUUUUUAGUAGUGAAAUUUCUGGUAACGUGUACUACACGAGGCAUCUCUGGGUGGCAAAAUCCUGAUUGCUAACUGCCUUGGAACUAGAUUUAAGUGGGUUAAAUGCUUGCAAUAAAAUGCUUUCUGGGGAUUUUGUGAACUGAAUUGUGUUUUUUGUGCAUUGCAUAGAUAGUGAAUUUAAAAUUGCAUUACAUUGAAAUAAAGCAACUCAAAAGAACAAAAGCAGACAACUUACCUGCUUGAUGCUUGCCUUGAUUUUUUAAAAAAUGUACUUCUAAAUCUUUCAAUUCAGUUGUAAUUUUUUUUGUGUAUUAAGUAUGCUGUACAUGAUUGUGUUCAUAACCAUCACAUCUAACAAACACAAACAUUUGAAAAUUCUGGUAAAUGCAGUGUAGACAAUGGUGGAGGGUAGGGUGAGGGAGAGAAGAUGUAUAUAAUUGUUUGGUUUGGCCUAUACAUGCUCAAAUGAAAGGUUCUGGUGUAUCUCUUUAUCGGUGCCUUUUUUUGUAUAUUUGAACCUGGCAUAGUUGAGUGUGUCAUCCUAGAACUAGUAUUCCAGCAUCUUUUCUGGCACGAGUGACUUCAGCAAUAUUAAAAUUGUCCCUUGGCAUUAAAUUGGCUAGUUAGCUUUAUCUAAAAAUGCAGCACCCAAUGAUCCAUUGUUGUUUUCAGAUGUCAAUUGCUGCUGUUCCAUCUUUAAUAAGAAUAUCAGGAAUCUAAGAUCUGUAAGUGUCUAUUCUUUUUAAAAAAAACUGAUAUUAUAUAACAUUUUUGACAGUCUGUUGUAUCAGAUGUUCCUCAGUCACUUGCCUCAGUGUUUCGCUGGUUGACCCACACAUCUUGAAUUGCCUAGACGUGGUGGGUCUCAUCAGAACAAGGAUGAUUUUAACAGGGUGCAAGUUUAACUAGGGUACUCCGAUUGCUUAAGACAAAGUGUCAGCUAGCCGUUAAAUUGGGGGUCAUGCAUGCCUAUCUGAUGUUAUGCUGAAAUAUCCUAUAGAAGUAAUGAGCCACAACAUAAUGGAAUUUGAGGUUUUAAGUUUCAUGUGUAAAAUUUGAUAGGUAUUAAUUAGGCUAAUAUUCCCUCAUUGUUGAUGGUAGGUGCAUUUUAUCUAUUCCUGGCUCAGUUCUAGUGUGUCUUUUCCUACAAUUUCUAAAACUUAGUACCUUACUCAAGCUAAUGCUGAUUUAAAGAUGAAGGCACAAAAUGUGCUGGUGCAAGGUCUUUGGCUGGCAUGCAGAAUUAGAACUGCAUUCCAGCAGCCUCAGUAAGAUGACAGAAACUUUCAGCUAUGUUAAGAUUUUUUCACAGUUUGUGCACAGGAUGAAUACUGGCUCACAUUUCAUGUAAUAGAGUUACUGUUAAAUCUUACUGUAAAUGUUGAUAUAAAAAAUCUAGUAUUCAGCAAUAACAUCAUGCAGCAAGGAAAAAAAGCCCAUUUAACUUAACUGGUCCUCAUCACCCAGUAGGUCUCCUUCUCUAUUAACCCUUAUCCACUUGUCCAUUGCCUCUAUGCUUGUCAGAGACCCAGCUUCAACCUCCCUCCCACCCUGUCUCUCCCUGGUAGUGCAUUCUAGAUACACUCUUAAAUCUCUAAACUGCCUUGUCCUAAACCUAUUUCCUCUAAUUUUACCCACCUCUAUGGGGGAAUGUUUCCUGCAAUCAAACCUGUUGGCAUUCUUCAACUUUGUAUACUUCAGUUAUGUACCCUCGAUCUCCUACUUCAAAGGAAAAGACUUGACUUCUCUCUGAUAACUGAACAGCUGCAUCCUAGGCAACAUUCUGAUGAAUUUCCUCAAAACUCUCUCCAGUGUUAUCAUAUCCUUCCUAUACCUGCAUGCAGUACUGAGAUAAAAGUCUGAGGAAUGUUUUAAGUUGGUGCAUAAGCAUCCAUUUUUGUAUUGAAUGCCCUGAUUAAUGAAGGCUAGUGUCCUGUGACUUGCCAGCCACAUUGUUUACCCAUGUUGCCAUCUGCAAGGAUCAAACAGUCUAUUCCUAGGAUCCUACCAUCAAUGGGGUAUGUCUUACCCUCCUUAAUACUACCAUAUUGUUUAAUGUUUCUAAAUCAUUUCCGAAUGAGUUGUGUAUUUGGGCAAUUUUCUAGAUCAAAUAAUGCUUGAUUUCAGUUUGUUUUUAAUUUGGAGUACUUUUUUCUGUUAAAACAAUACAAUUCUUUAAUCGUAUCCUCCACUGUGCUACUUAAUUAAAUGUCUUUCUUAUCUGAUCAGUGAGACUUGGUCAGCUUGUUGGGUUUGAGCAUCAGCUCACUUGAUUGUUGGCAAUCUACUGCUUUAGUGUUACUGCGAAGGUGAUUUAUCAUUCUGAAGAUCAUAAUUGAUUGUACUAUGUAGCUUUUUGUUUGCUAUUAAAUAAAACUGAACUGAUUUAUUAAAAAUCCUCCCU